Molecule: messenger RNA, 1734 nt
Organism: Cadophora gregata
Lineage: Eukaryota; Fungi; Ascomycota; Leotiomycetes; Helotiales; Ploettnerulaceae
Exons: 4
Coding region: 1-1734 (577 amino acids)
Biological process (GO): lipid metabolic process
Molecular function (GO): triacylglycerol lipase activity
Source: RefSeq, a predicted model, not a curated record
AUGGCAGGCGUUUUUAAGUCAUUCUGGAAUCUGCUCGUUGAUGUCUUGCUGUUCUGGCAGAUUCGAUUCUUCAGAUGGCUGACACGAAGGAAGCCGGUAGAGGUGUGGUUUGAUAUACUUCGCGGUGCAAAAGUAUACGAGGAAUGGGAGGAGGCCGCAUACCAGCUAGAUGUGCUCCUGGGGAAUGAUCUUUGGCGUCAGAACCCCACUUCCAAGUACUACGAUUACCGCCUCAUCCAUGAACGCCUCCAAUCAAUCAUUGUUGCCCGCGAGGAAGGCGACAUUCUCCAAUUGGUGAACCUUUUGAGAUCAGGACUCGUUCGCAAUCUGGGCAACAUCUCGACCCCCCGACUCUUCAAUCGUGCAUUUGCAGGUACAAAGUUGUUAAUAGAGGACUACAUAACACAGGUCGCGCAAGCCAUUGCGGACGUUACGAAACUGCCAACUUCUCCCGGAGCUGAUGGAAGUGGUGUGAUACCUGGCUUCAGCAGCCAAGCCAAAUUGGAUCUUCUACAUGACACGAGACAAGCCUUUGGUAGGAGCACCCUGGUUCUCCAGGGGGGUGCAAUCUUCGGACUAUGCCAUCUAGGAGUUGUAAAGGCCCUCUUUGCUCGAGGUUUGUUACCAAGAAUCAUUACCGGAACUGCAACUGGGGCUCUUAUUGCAGCAUUGGUUGGUGUACACACAGAGGAUGAGCUGCCUAGAUUUCUCAAUGGGGACAGUAUUGAUCUUUCCGCUUUUGCUGGAAAGGGCUCUACUGGCAAAGGCGGAUACGAUGAUGGUUCCUUGGACGGCUGGUGGAGCACACUUGCCCGAAGAAUCCGAAGAUUCCUCCGUGAGGGCUACUUCUUGGAUGUCACUAUCUUAGAGCAAUGUGUACGAGCAAAUGUCGGGGACCUAACAUUUGAAGAAGCUUACAAUCGAACAAAGCGUGUAUUGAAUAUCACAGUUGCUACAACUGGAAGAGGAGGAGUGCCAAAUCUUCUCAACUACUUAACAGCUCCUAACGUUUUGAUCUGGUCAGCAGCAAUUGCGUCAAAUGCGUCAUCUCCGUCGCUGUAUGGUCGUUCUAUCACCCUGAAAUGCAAAGAUGCAUCCGGAGCGAUCAUCCCUUGGUCUGCCGCUUCGGACACAACAUUCAGACCCUGGACACAUGCGUCUUACACGGACCGAGAUUCUCCCCUAUCACGGGUUGCGGAGCUUUUCAAUGUCAACCAUUUCAUUGUUAGCCAGGCUAGGCCGUAUCUUGUGCCAUUCCUCCAAAGUGACAUGCAUGGACCAUCACCACUCCAUACACGUGGUGGACGAACAUCGUUGACAGGAGCACUUCUUCGACUGAUCACCAUGGAGACUCGUCACCGACUGCAACAACUUGAUAGCCUUGGACUCCUUCCCCUGUCGAUUCGGCGUUUCCUGGUGGAUGAACAUAUACCUGCAGCUUCGGUAACCCUUGUCCCUGAAUUGUCAGCGUCUGACUUCAUCCGCUUGCUCGAAACGCCUACUCAAGCCAGUCUUGACUACUGGAUCCGCCGAGGCGAGAGGUCUGUCUGGCCUGCAGUCGGGGCCCUCAAGGUCAGGUGCGCAAUCGAAACGGAACUUGAUAGGGGUUACCAGGUGGUCCGCCGCAAGAAGGCGGGCGGGUUGCGGAGACGAGGAAGCGCAGUCGAUAAUGCUAACGAGAAAGAGAAAGCACGGGAGAGAGAACGUGCCAACAGCUUUGGAGCAAAGUGGUAG